Molecule: messenger RNA, 2292 nt
Organism: Knipowitschia caucasica
Lineage: Eukaryota; Metazoa; Chordata; Actinopteri; Gobiiformes; Gobiidae
Source: the annotation of a GenBank genome assembly
AUGGCUGGUGUACGAGCCCUCGGUGUUCUUUCUAGGCUAACAUCUCGCAAAUACGCCCUUUUCACAGGUAACAGUCUCCGGUCAUUCUCUGUAGCACCGGCCAUGUUGGCCAGAACCCACGUCAACUAUGAAGUCAGAGACGAUGUCGCGAUCAUACGAAUCAAUGACCCCAAUUCAAAGGUGAACACACUGUCGAUCCAGAUGCAGAAGGAGAUGGCGGAGGUCAUGGGGGAAGUGUGGGCAAAUAAUGCGGUCCACAGUGCGGUGCUGAUCUCCUCCAAACCCGGCUGCUUCAUCGCAGGAGCAGACAUCAAUAUGAUCCAGGCCUGUAGCAGUGAGGAGGAGGUCACCAAACUGUCUCAGGAAGGACAGAAGAUGUUCGAGCAGGUUGCCAAGUCUCCCAAGCCUAUUGUCGCUGCAAUCAACGGAUCGUGUUUAGGAGGAGGUCUGGAGUUUGCCAUAGCGUGUCAGUACAGAGUGGCCACAAAGAGCAGGAAGACUGUGUUGGGGACUCCUGAGGUGAUGCUUGGACUGUUACCUGGAGCUGGAGGCACUCAGAGGCUUCCCAAGAUGGUCGGUCUCCCCAGUGCCUUCGACAUGAUGCUAACGGGUAGAAACAUUCGAGCCGACAAAGCAAAAAAAAUGGGGCUCGUAGACCAACUCAUCGACCCGCUGGGACCGGGUCUGAAGAGUCCAGAGGAACGAACCAUCGAGUAUCUGGAGGAGGUGGCAGUGGAAUGUGCCAAAGGAAUCGUCAACAAGAAAAUCUCUCUCGGCAAAGAAAAAGGAACAAUGCAAAAAAUCCAAGACUACGUCAUGAGUUUUGAGUUGGUGAGGAAUCAGAUCUACAAGACGGUACAUGGGAAAGUCAUGAAGCAAAGCAAAGGACUGUAUCCAGCGCCGCUCAAAAUCAUUGAGUGUGUGAAGACUGGAGUGGAACAAGGCCCAGAUGCCGGGUACUUGGCGGAGGCUCAGAACUUUGGGCAGCUGGCUCGAACGCCUGAGUCUGCGGCGCUGAUCGGUUUGUAUCACGGUCAAGUCACCUGCAAAAAGAACCGCUUCGGAACACCACAGAAGAAAGUGGAGACUCUGGCGAUCCUGGGGGCGGGGCUUAUGGGCGCUGGUAUCGCUCAGGUCACGGUGGACAAAGGAGUUCAUACCAUCCUCAAAGACACGACAGAAGCUGGACUUGCACGAGGACAACAGCAGGUGUACAAGGGUCUGAACGACAAGACGAAGAGGAAGAACAUCACGUCGUUCGAGCGAGACUCCAUCUUGUCGGGUCUGACGGGGCAGGUGGACUACAGCGGCUUCGAGAAGGCCGACAUGGUCAUCGAGGCCGUGUUCGAGGACAUCAACAUCAAACACGCCGUGCUCAAGGAGGUGGAGGCGGUGGUGUCUCCUCACUGUAUCUUUGCCAGCAACACGUCCGCUCUGCCAAUCAAAGACAUCGCUGCUGCCAGCAAGAGACCAGACAAGGUGAUCGGAAUGCACUACUUUUCUCCUGUGGAUAAAAUGCAGCUGUUGGAGAUUAUCACCACAGAGCAGACGUCCAAAGACACCACCGCCUCUGCUGUAGCCGUGGGGCUCAAGCAGGGGAAGGUCAUCAUUGUGGUUGGCGACGGACCAGGCUUCUACACCACCAGAUGUCUGGCUCCCAUCCUGGCAGAAGCCAUCCGGGUUCUUCAGGAGGGCUCUAACGCCAAGAAGUUGGACGGUUUGACCACAAGUUUCGGUUUCCCGGUGGGAGCCGCGACUCUGAUCGACGAGGUGGGCAUCGACGUCGCCGCUCACGUGGCCGAAGACCUGGGCAAGGCCUUCGGACCAAGGUUUGGAGGCGGCAACGUGGAGGUGCUGCAGACCAUGGUGGACCUGGGAUUUAAGGGUCGCAAAUCUGGCAAAGGCUGCUAUGUGUACCAGCCAGGCCUCAAAUCGAAGGAGUUGAACACAGAGAUGGAUGAGAUUCUGGAGAAAUACAAACUGUCGGCAAAUCCCUCUGUGUCGUCAGACUCUGACAUCCAGUACAGACUGAUCUCUCGGUUUGUGAACGAGGCGCUGCUGUGUCUGCAGGAGGGAGUGUUGAACAGUCCACUAGAGGGCGAUGUGGGGGCAGUGUUUGGCCUGGGCUUCCCUCCCUGUCUCGGAGGCCCGUUCCGGUUCCUGGACAGUUUCGGCGCUGACAAACUUGUGGCAAAGAUGCGGCAUUUCGAGUCGGUGUACGGCAGUCCGUUCACGCCAUGUCAGCUGCUCCUGGAUCACGCCAGCGACGCCAGCAAGAAGUUCUACAAGUGA